CAAUGCCGAAGUGCCGUGCGUGUGGUAAAUAUACGGCUAACGCUGAUUGUAUACGAUGUGCCAAGUGUACAAAUGUGUAUCACCGCGGCUGCAGCGGCGUACCCGCCGGGUCUACUACCCUAGGGUUCGCUUGCCCGAGCUGUAAGGCUAAACCCACGGAUGAUAUCUCAGCGGAAAGCUCCAGCCCCGGUGAAGAGGUAAUAGUCCCCGGAAAGGGCAAGGCUGAUCAUACCCGUAUGCUUUUCGAACUCAUCCAAGAGGUGAAGGGUCUUAGAACCGACCUGAAAGAUACAAGAAAUGAGAUAAAACAGUUCAAGGAGGAUCUACAAGCGUGCUGCAGUCGAAUAAGUUCAAUCGAGGAAAAGGUUCACGAGGUUGAAAAAAAACUCGAGACAAAAACAUUCGCCAAUGAUCACCUCGAGAGUACGGUAGCCGACCUGAGGUUGCAAUUGAAUGAACGUGACCAAGAGUUGCUGUUAAACGAUAUCGAAAUAGCUGGACUGCCAGAGGAGAGGAGCGAGAACGCCCUUCAUCUCGCCAGCGUUGUCGCUGUAAAGCUUGGGCUAACACUGGAGGAGCGCGACAUCGUGCACGCGGAACGGCGGGGAGCCGUGCGGCGCAACCGUGGCGAGGGCGAGGGCGCGUCGCAGCAGCCGCGACCGCUGGUCGUACGGCUGGCACGCCGCGCGCAGCGCGACGCCAUGCUGCGCGCCGCACGUGUCCGCCGCGGCCUCUCCACUGCUGACAUGAACCUCGCUGGAACGGUCAGGAAAGUUUACGUCAACGAACACCUCACGCGCAACAAACGGCAACUGUUCGGUAAGACCCGCGAGGCUGCUUCCCGUGCACAAUGGAGGUACGUGUGGACAAAAGGUGGACAGGUAUUUACAAGGAAGGAUGAUGGUAAGGUCGUAGAACGCAUUCGCACCGAAGGAGAUAUAAACAAAAUUUUUGGUCAAUAAUUAGUUUGGCUAUAAGCAACGCUAUAAUAAAUUAUAAUAUCACAACACGUAUCUCUUAUAAAUUAUCAGGCAUUUAUUACAUUUAUUUUAUACAUUUAUUCA
Papilio machaon (common yellow swallowtail) is the source of this 1064-nucleotide messenger RNA. RefSeq lists its product as uncharacterized. The record is from RefSeq and is a predicted model, not a curated record. The transcript has a single exon. Bases 3 to 962 code for a protein of 319 amino acids. Lineage: Eukaryota; Metazoa; Arthropoda; Insecta; Lepidoptera; Papilionidae.